AUGCGUCAGGGUGCUUAUGAAAGUUCUCGCAUCUACAAGGAAAGAACUAAGGCGUUUCAUGAUAGUCAAAUUUUACAGAAAGAAUUUCAGCCAGGGCAAAAGGUGUUGCUAUUCAAUUCACGGCUAAAGUUGUUUCCAGGGAAAUUGAAAUCUCUCUGGACUGGGCCAUAUUUGGUUACUAAAGUCUUUUUUCAUGGGGCAGUUGAAAUAACUAAUGAGGCCCAAGGCAACGCAUUCAAGGUGAAUGGUCACAGGCUGAAACCAUACGUGGAGUCACCUUUUGAUACUGAUACGAGUCUUUGA
This is a messenger RNA of Malus domestica (apple), 303 nucleotides long. RefSeq lists its product as uncharacterized. The record is from RefSeq and is a predicted model, not a curated record. Lineage: Eukaryota; Viridiplantae; Streptophyta; Magnoliopsida; Rosales; Rosaceae.